Molecule: messenger RNA, 1026 nt
Organism: Desarmillaria tabescens
Lineage: Eukaryota; Fungi; Basidiomycota; Agaricomycetes; Agaricales; Physalacriaceae
Product: PUA-like domain-containing protein
Exons: 3
Coding region: 1-1026 (341 amino acids)
Molecular function (GO): ubiquitin protein ligase activity
Source: RefSeq, a predicted model, not a curated record
AUGACAUCUCGCCAGAAACGACUGCUGACAGAGCUGACUUGUGAGAUUUGCUAUAUGCUCCUCUACGAUCCAGUCACGACUCCCUGUCAACAUACAUUCUGUGCCAAAUGUCUGCACCGUUCGCUCGACCACUCGUCAGCGUGUCCACUUUGUCGCGCUGCCCUGCCGCCCUUUUCCUUCUUCCAGUCACAUCCCACAAAUGCCCUCAUAUUACGUGUUAUUACCACUUAUUUCGAGGCACAAUACAACGCUCGAGCUGCUGCUAUAUUACAGGCAGAACGUGACGCUCGCCUCGAUACUCCUAUCUUUGUAUGCCAGCUUUGCUUCCCAGGCAUGCCCACUUUCCUCCACUUCUUUGAGCCUCGCUAUCGCCUCAUGCUCCGCCGCUGUCUAGAGUCACCCCACCCUAGUUUUGGUAUGGUAAUGCCCCCACGCCCUGGCGCACAGAUUGACUAUGGUACCAUGCUCGAGAUAAAAAGCGUACAGAUGCUCCCAGACGGACGGAGCAUGGUCGAGACUUGGGGUUCAUGGCGCUUCAGAAUCCUAGAAAGGGGUUCCCUUGAUGGAUAUAUGGUCGCUAGAAUAGAGAGGAUUGAAGACUAUACCGACGAGAUCGACAUUGACAUCGCCUCGAUACCGGCGCCGUCAGAACCUGGCACGCCGACUUCGCAUGAUGACUCUGAACCGAUCCUGCCUUCUCUGUCUGAAUCUCCGACAGCCUCCUCCCCGACACCUCUCCUCAUCUCACACUGUCUGUCAUUUCUCACCCAUCUACACAAUCACUCUACUCCUUGGGUUGUGCAGCGCUUAUCAACUUCUUAUGGCCCACCGCCCUCGCUUUCAACCGCCUUAGCCCGUCCGGGGCCUUUCAGCUUCUAUGUCGCCAUUGUACUCCCGAUUGAUGAAGGCGAAAAGGCAAAACUACUUCCGAUCAGGAGCGUACGCAUGCGACUCAGACUGUGCGUAUGGUGGAUUGAAGGCCUCAGAAGAGAGUGGUGGUUUGACCGGGGAUGUGUAAUACUGUAG